This is a messenger RNA of Bactrocera dorsalis (oriental fruit fly), 1283 nucleotides long. RefSeq names its product tetraspanin-9. The record is from RefSeq and is a predicted model, not a curated record. The coding region runs from base 399 to 1082 and encodes 227 amino acids. The transcript is spliced from 5 exons. NCBI's taxonomy places the organism in Eukaryota, Metazoa, Arthropoda, Insecta, Diptera, Tephritidae. Gene Ontology annotation, cellular component: membrane.
CAGUGUUUUCAGUCAGUUUACGAACGCGCGCUGACACCGGCGCAGUGAUUGAGGCGAGUGGUGAGUGGAGAAGGGUUAACGCAUUUUUUUUCUCUAAAAAAGUUGUAAAAAACGUGUGAAAUCUCAAGGCUUCAGCUAUUUUACAACUAUCUAAUUUGCGGCUGUAAAUUUGCAACUUAAAAUAAUUGCCGUCAUAUUGGAAAAGCGCGAAAUCUGCCACAAGUGUGUGAAAAGCCUUACGCUUAGUAAGUUGUUUUACCAUUUUUGUCUCGGCAAACCAACAAAAGUGAGUUAAUACGGUUACAUCAGCAGCUGAAUGAAACAUAUUGGAAUUCUAGCAAAUUAACGGCGAAUAUUUUUUAUUCAAAUCAAAAAAUCAAAAUUUCAAAGGAGAAAAAAUGGGCUUAGGUAAAACUACAGCAAAGCAUUUGUUGUUGCUGCUAAAUUUUAUAUUUACGCUGCUCGGCAUUGUUGUAAUCGCAUUUGGUAUUUUUGUAUUGGUCAGCGCUGCCAACAACAACAUCGAUCAUGGUGAGAAUUUAGCCGGUGGACUCAUAAUUACGUUAGGCAUUAUAAUUGUGGUGAUUUCGAUAUUCGGUUGUUUGGCGGCCAUACACGAGUCACGCAAAAAACUGAUUGUUUAUAUUAUCAGCUUGAUAGUGCUGAUACUUUUGCAACUCAUUUUGGCUGCGAUGGCCUCACAAGGCACCAAGGAUGGGCUGGCGGGCAGCGUACACGACGGCUUCGAGGAGCUGUGGGAAUACGAGCUGAAAGAGCCGGGCGCAUUGGCCUACUACGAGAAUUGGUUACACUGCUGCGGGGUCAACAACACCGACGACUAUCAUCGCAUACAACAUGACAUACCGCGCACGUGCUGCAAGGACCGCAACUGUCAAAUCGUCGAUAACAUCUACAACGAGGGCUGCCAGGCGAAGUUCGAGGAGUACCUGUCGGGCAAGAUGCUCAUGUUCAGUGUGGUCAGUUGGAUUUUGAUUAUUGGCGAGAUCGCUGGCGCCGUGCUGGCUUGGAUGUUGUACAGUAGUGUGAAAAACGAAAGCAGAAGAAAUCUGCGUUGGAUGUAGUGCAUUUCGAGAACUUGAAGUCCAAUAUAUUUUUAUUAAAUAGAGUGUACUUUUUUAAGUGAGUUGCAAUAUUUAUACUUAAAUCGUGUUUCCCGCACAUAACGACUGUACCUAAUGUUAUUUUUUAUUGUUCAAAAUGAAAUUAAAUUAUUAUUUUACAACUAACUAGUCAAAUGGUGAAAAUAAAAAUGUUUAAACCCA